Molecule: messenger RNA, 3608 nt
Organism: Diorhabda carinulata
Lineage: Eukaryota; Metazoa; Arthropoda; Insecta; Coleoptera; Chrysomelidae
Gene: DPCoAC
Product: mitochondrial coenzyme A transporter SLC25A42
Exons: 7
Coding region: 229-1176 (315 amino acids)
Biological process (GO): transmembrane transport
Cellular component (GO): mitochondrial inner membrane
Source: RefSeq, a predicted model, not a curated record
ACUUUCUUACACUUUUUGACAGCGAUAACCUUUACUUUUGUUGCGUGUUUUUGUUAUGCACUUUGAACAUAAUACAAAAUUUCCCAAAUUUAAAUAUAAUAUAAAUAUGAGUUUUCAAUUUAUUUUACGUGAAUAGAUUGAGUGAAAUUACUAUGUGAAUAAGAUUUUUUCUAAUAUUACUUCUCAAGAAAAGAUAAAGAAAAAGAAAUCGCUUCGUUAUUUUUUAAUAUGGCAAAAAGUGCCGAUAAAAGUUUUAAUAAUAAUAAUUAUAAUUUAAGUAAUGGACAAUUAGUUUUGACUAGUUUAGCGGCUGGUGCUAUAGCCGGUGCGGUAGCUAAAACUACGAUAGCUCCUUUGGAUAGAACGAAAAUCAAUUUUCAAGUAGGACAUAAGCCGUAUUCAACUAAAAAAGCUUUCAAAUUUAUUUUAAAAACGUUAAGAACAGAUGGCGUUUUAACGUUAUGGAGAGGAAACAGUGCUACUAUGGCACGAAUAGUACCUCAUGCUGCCAUACAAUUCACAGCUCACGAGCAGUGGAAACGAAUACUCAGGGUGGAUCAGGGAGGGGGAACGCCGGUCAAAUUGUUUUUAGCAGGUUCUUUAGCGGGGGUUACGUCACAAUCGCUCACUUACCCCCUUGAUCUAGCAAGAGCUAGAAUGGCAGUCACAUCUAGGGAGGAAUAUUCGACGUUAAGACAGGUGUUUUUAAAAAUAUAUUACUUUGAAGGGAUAAAAGUAUUUUAUAGAGGAUAUAUCCCGACGAUUCUAGGAGUAAUUCCUUACGCAGGAAUAUCGUUUUUCACUUACGAUACGUUGAAAAGAUUAUAUAGAGAGCACAUAGACAAUGUACAGACGCCGCCUCCCGUAGCAUCAUUGGCGUUCGGUGCGGUGGCGGGUAUGUUGGGUCAAAGUUGUACGUAUCCAUUAGAUAUUGUUAGGAGAAGGAUGCAAACCGACGUUAAUGGAAAAUACAACACAAUAGGAAUGACACUAAAAUAUGUUUAUAAGACUGAAGGUCUGAUAGGGGGUUUAUAUAAAGGACUUUCGAUGAACUGGAUCAAAGGCCCCAUAGCCGUCGGUAUUAGUUUCGCUACGUACGAUAACACCAAAGAUUUUUUACGUAAGCUAUUUUCAAAAUAUAAAACGAAAGUUCUAUACAUAGAAUUGAAAAAAUAAUAUUUUGAGUGUCCUUGAACGACUAUAACUAUAAUAGUUAUGAAGAAUUGUAUCGAUCGAUGAAAAUGAAAAUUUUUAAUUUCAUUCAUUUCGUACCUAAGAGAUCCUUACUAAUAUCUGCACAAUAUUUUGGCGCAAAGAUGAUGAUAGAGGACAUAUAAGAAUGAAAAAUUAGUGUUGAAAGCUUCAACAACAAAUAUAUGAUAAAAAUAAAAAUGAAAUACGAUAAAAAGUAUUAAAGAAAACCAUAAUUAGUGUAAAUUAGAAGAUAUUUGAAUGAAUCGUGUUAUUUUAUGAAAUUUUUAUAAUGAAUUUUCCCACUGAACCUCGUAUAUUACAAACAUUCAAUAAUUCCAUUUCGAAAUAUUUAUUAUUUACUAUUCAUUUAUAUUAUUCAAUUUCAAAAUACUUGAAACAAGAAUUUUUUCGCUGCACCUCGUAUACAUGAAAAAAUUGAGUCAUGUCAAAAUUUUUCCACUGCACGUCGUAUGUAACAAAAGUUUAAUAACUCCAAUUCAAAGUCUUUAAACCCAUUUCGAAACUAUUUUUUAUACUUUUUUUCACUGCAUCUCGUACAUUUCUUGUAUACUGCAAACACUUUUGUAUAUUCCACACACUAAAUCCAUUUCUAAAUUUCUCCAUUGCACUUCGUAUGUGAAGCACUUAAUUAUUCCAUCCAACAACAUCUCAUAUACCCCAAUAAUUUAAUCUAGUGUCAAUUUUUUUAUAAGAAAUUUUUCCAGUGAUCCUCUCAUAUGUCACAAACACUAAUCUUUUCGUUUCAAAGUAAACGAAAAUUUUUCAACAACACUUGAUCCAAACCGGAAUUUUCCAUCAUAAAUUUUUCCAUUGCACCUAGUAUGUCAUAAACACUUAAGGCCGGAUUCAUAAACUUGAUUUGCUGUUCGCGGGUGUAUUUAUAAAUUUGACGUUACUGCCGUUAACCUAAAAAUUUUGUUAUUGUUAUUCUCUUUGAUGUGUGUACCGCUUUUUUCUUUUCGUGAUAUUUUUUUUACUUGUUUAUGUAUUUUGUAUUUAUGGAAGGUAUUGUGGAAAAUAACGAUGACUUUUUUUUAUUGGGAGCAUUAGGCAAAAUCACGUGACAAACGCAAAUGUAUGUGAUUGGCUCUUUUCUAGUGCUACGAACAUCGACGGGAACAUAAAUUUCGCUUAUGUUCGAAGUCACCAACGGCAGACUGCGAUGUCAAACGGCAACUAUAAAUGGUUAUAAAAAUUUCACUGUUUUUAAUUUUAUAACAAAUAUAUCAAACGGAAAGUCAACUUUAUGAAUCGGCCUUUAAAUACACUUGAUAUGUUACAAUUUCUCUCAAAUAUCAAUCAGAUGUCAAAAUUCCCGGAUGCCCAACUAUAUCAGAGGCCACAACGGAGACCAUCAUGACAAUGUCGAAAAGAAGAUUGAAACGUCAUAUUAUAAACAUAAAUAAACACGAUUUUGAAUUAAAAAAAACUAAUAAAACACUUGUAGAUUCUUAUUUAAUAGUUAAAAAUGGCAUUUAACUGACGAUAACAAACAAAAACUCUUAACUAAUAAAAUAAGAGAGAUCAGUGGGAAAUUUUUUCUUUGUAUAUAAAUUAUUUUAUAAAAUAACAAUGUGUUAAGGAUCUACAAUUCUUCUAAUUUCGGGACGCCCUAUUUAGGUAGAAAGGGUGAGAAUGUCAGUAGUUAAAAAUAGUAGUAUUAUAUCCCUUUAAAUUAAGCAAUUGACAAUAUAAUGAUAUUUGACGAUCUAAAAAUUUAUAAACUGUUGAAAUUUAAUAUUAAAUUUUCUAAUCUAUAUAAGACUGUUAGAACUCAAAGUCAAAGGAAAUGAGAAGUUUCGUACUCAUAUUUAUUUGUUAUUACAAAAGUCAAUACAAAAGAACUAACUUCCAUUUUUUAAACUCACUGUAUUUUGAAUUAGUCUUGUAUUUAUGUUCAUCAUACAAACUGACACCACCAGCACGACUAAGCGAGUAACAAAUUGUAUUCCUGGAUAAUCUUUUUGUUACUUGAAUUUUAUUGAUGUACCUGUUACAUACUUAUAACUUUCCUUUUGAAAAUUAUCUGAUUUAUUUCAAAUUGAGCUGAUGAUAUCAGUUCUCAAAUUAUCUGAGAUUUCAUGCAAAAGGAACGCCACUAUUAACAAAUACACUGAUCGACAUGAAUUGAAGUUUAAAUAUUUUUAGGACCAAGUAGGUUUUCUUUUUAUGUUAUUGUUGAUUUUAUUUAGUAUGCCAUCAAAAAAUUUUAAUAUUUUAUUUAAUUUCAGUUAUAAAUUGAAUUUUUUUACUAUAGGAAUUGAAUAUUUGUCUUGCGUUUUAUUAAAAAAAAUUGUUAUUUAUUAAAAUCGAGAAAUAUAUAUUACUUGAAAUUUUAUUUAUUGUUGUCGGAUUGUUAAAACAUUUUUUGUUAAUAAAUAUUUUUUUAUAAA